Molecule: messenger RNA, 1263 nt
Organism: Arachis duranensis
Lineage: Eukaryota; Viridiplantae; Streptophyta; Magnoliopsida; Fabales; Fabaceae
Exons: 5
Coding region: 1-1263 (420 amino acids)
Source: RefSeq, a predicted model, not a curated record
AUGACACGUUCACUUCCUAAUCCGCGCUUGCUAAUAUUCGAUCCUGAAAUUGAAAGAACAGCGCAGAAAACAUGGCAGCUAGGAGAGUUACCAUACAGGAGGAAGGAGCCCCUGAUUUUACAAUGCAACCGUUUCAGGCGCAUCAUCCAGCGGCGUGAUGGCACUGAUGAAACUGCAAUUCUGCUGAAAGAUUUUCCGUUUUCUCUUGAAGGAAAAGCAAGAGAGUGGUACUACACUCAACCUCUAGCAAAUGUAUCCAACUGGGAUACACUCGGAAAGGAGUUUCUGGAGAAAUUCUUUCCAUCUGAAGUUACUAAUAAACUGAGGAAGGAUAUCUCUACCAUUGUUCAGGAUGACAAUGAGACUCUUUUUGAAUACUGGGAGCGCUUCAAUAACCUUUUGGAAGCAUGCCCCCACCACAUGAUUGACAAGAUCGUGCUACUCAGCUAUAUCACACAGGGUAUAAGGCCCCAAGAUAAGACCAUAUUGGAAAGUGCCAGCAAUGGGUCUAUGAAGAAGUACAAGACCACUGAUGAAGCUUGGCAAUUGAUUAGUGAUUUAGAUGAAGCUUGGCAAUUGAUCAGUGAUUUAGCUGAAUCUACUAGGAAUCACAGACAGAAGCAAGGCCGUUCAAAAGCUGUUGCAGAAGUAUCCUCUAGUAGAGAGACUGUUGCUCUAACUCAAAGCAUCUGUGAAAUGACCAACUUGCUAAAGCAAAUGCAGUUGAAUCAACAAGCUCAGCAAGCUCAACCUCCUCAACUGCAGCAAAACCAACAGCUAGUCCCACAAAGAAUUUGUGGAAUCUAUGCUGAUUACAGCCAUUACACUGAUAAAUGCCCACAACUCCAACAAGAAGACAACACGGGCAAUUCAAACCAGAAUUGGAGGGGCAACAAUAACAGAGGAGACAGAGAUAAUCAGGGAAAUCAGAGGUGGAAUAAUAACAAUAACAGGCAACAAAAUCAACCUUACAGAGCACCUCACCUGAGGCAAAACCAAGGACCACCGAACAAUCAGCAGCAGACCUCUCAAUUUACUCAUUCUUCUGUAUCUUCUAAUGAAGAUUUAUUACAAGCUUUUGAGAAGAGACAACUGGCCAUGGAAAGUACCAUCGUGAACAAUGUUGAAGAGGAAGAGGAUAUUCAGGACAUAGCUGAAGAAGAGAUAUCUCAACCACAAGAGGAAGUACCAAAAAGCGCAAGCACCACAGGAACCACCAUUCCCAUUCCAUUUCCACAGCUUGCAAGGAAGCCCAGGAAGUAG